Molecule: messenger RNA, 1789 nt
Organism: Planococcus citri (citrus mealybug)
Lineage: Eukaryota; Metazoa; Arthropoda; Insecta; Hemiptera; Pseudococcidae
Exons: 2
Coding region: 434-1405 (323 amino acids)
Source: RefSeq, a predicted model, not a curated record
UUAGUGGUGGAAAGUGAACAUUGAGUUGAAGCUUUCUGUUAGUACGUUGUGCGAUUACAGCAGUGAUAUACGAGUGCAGUCUGGCCUUACUGAGGUAUUGUUGUUUUGACAACUAUGUACUAGAUAAAAGAGUAGGUAAAGAUUUGGUUCAGUUUUUUUCAUGAUCAAUCUUUAAUUAUUACGUACUUCGAUAUCUAUUUUCUCUACGAGACUAAAUCUGCGUCAUAACCAUAUGAGAGUUCUUCGCGCUUAUUUGUAAUUGACAAAUUGUUCUCGUCAUCACAAGACAUCAGAAAUAUUCACUGUGUCGGAUUCGAAUGAUAAACCGUCCAAUUUAAAUCCGCCAUCUCCUUCGAAGGAAUCAAGUGAAAAAACUGCGCUAGAAGAAAUUCUACCCGAACAAAAUUCUUACGAAGUAAUUCAACAGUCUGACAUGAACAUCGCCGGGGAUGGUAUUCGGCCGGGAUCUUCAGGCUUAUGCGCUAAUAAUCCAAGAAACGAUGCUCCACCACGCGGCGAGCAACAUGAGGAUAAUUCAAGAAAUAACAAUGGUCAAGAUGAGCGAAUACGUCGAGAUGAUCGAGUAAAUGAUCCAAAUCAUCAAAACGAUGCUGCUGCGGAAUCACAGUGUUGUAACCAAUGUGGUAGAUGGUGUCGCGAGGUUAUUUGUUGUUGCAUCGAGCAUUUGCGGGCUCCAACCAAACCGCCGCCGGCAAACGAAGACAUCGAUUGUUGUAAACUUUGUAUUGGAGGACCAAGAGGAUAUUGGCUUCUUGGUGCUGUGUUCAUUGGCUUGAUUUGGUUCUGGUUAAUAUGGACUGAGGGCCUAGCUAAAUUUCCUGUAUGGGAUUUAAAGAUUUUUGUGUGUAGUAAUCAUUCUACUUACGAUUUGGACAAAGUAUCUUGUAUAUAUCCGAACGAAACUGAUUUUUUUACCCAAGAACGCGUAGACAAAUUUGUAAACGUUUUACAUUCGAUUAUUCUGAACGAAGGUUGUAACGAUGGCUUACAAGAUAAAUUCAAUAUCGCCACUAAAUUCCAUGGACAAUAUCCAGAAAUUAAAAAUCAUACAAUUCUCAAUGAUUUAAUCCGCAUUCACAAAUUUGAUAUAAAGAAUGCCACCAAGUUGAUUCAAUUAUGUAAAAUUCACUUCAGGAGUUCUAAUCGUGAUUUAGUUCAUCCCGUCGGUGAUGAUGGAUUUCUUUACAUGCACGAUGACUUGAUGACGUAUUGCAGCUACAAAUCGCACUGGCUUAGUAAUGUAUUGAUUUCUGUUCUGAUGUCUUGUCUAGUUCACGUCAUCAUUGGAAUUCUCAGAGCGUUAGGGAGAAACUAUAAAUGGCCGUGCAAGGUAAUAAGCGAAAUUCAGCAAUUCUGCCGAGUUGCUCAAGAAGCUAACCCAUAGUAAAAAUAUCGUUUAGAUAUGUAUCUACUAAUUUUACUGACGUAUGGUCCAUCUGUGUUAUUUUAUUUUUUAACCAUGAUUCGCAUACCUAAUUUAUUGAUCUUGUGGUAAAUAACUUUCGUAUACUUACUGUCUUUUUCGUUCAAUAAUUUUUCACCUAUUGCUUGUGCAGUUUAUCUAGGGUUCAUUGUAGUUUCAUUUUUUUCAUGUGCUUAAAUUACAAACUAAUUUGAUGUAAGAUAUUAUGAUACCUAGCAUUACCUACUUUUUUCUUUUUUUGAAAUUAUCUCAUUGACGAAUACUCGUUGACUAUUCCCACCUUGUUUUGUAGUCACAAGUUGACCUGUAUUGUACAUACGAACUGCAUAAUAAACUGACAUGAAA